Molecule: messenger RNA, 831 nt
Organism: Necator americanus (New World hookworm)
Lineage: Eukaryota; Metazoa; Nematoda; Chromadorea; Rhabditida; Ancylostomatidae
Exons: 8
Coding region: 1-831 (276 amino acids)
Biological process (GO): regulation of translational initiation; GCN2-mediated signaling
Cellular component (GO): cytoplasm
Molecular function (GO): protein binding
Source: RefSeq, a predicted model, not a curated record
AUGCGUUGGAUUGAAAGACGACGAAUUCUUCUUAUGGAAGAUGCUGAAGUUCAGCGAACAGAACUCGAGGUAUUGGAAUCAAUAUUCGGCGACCUGAUAACGUUUGAGAGCGAGAACAAAGUCCGCAUAGCAUUCGAUGGGGAUGUGCGGCUGCAUGUUAAGCUACCGGAAAGGUAUCCCUCAGAAGAGCCCGCUAUUUAUGAGUUAAGUGGUCCGUCUCUAUCAAGAAGCGAUAGAUUAGAAUUAGAAGAUUCACUAAAUGAAGCUUGGUUGGAAAAUCUUGGUUCACCAAUCAUUUACACAUGGGUAAUGGCAAUCAAAAACUUCCUUGAGGCGAAGGGCCAGAAAAACAGAGAGAUUGAAAGUCGAGACUUUGGUCCCACAGUGUCGGUCGAGCCAUCCUCUUGUCCACUGGAUCUAGUGCCAACUAUUUUUCACGGGGAGGUCUUAACAGAUCGCAAGAGCCACUUUCAAGCUCAUCUUGCAAGAGUUUUUAACAAGAACGAGGUCACGUUGGUUCUCAAUCGUCUCAUGGAGAACUCCAAGAUCAGUAGAGCAACACAUAACAUGUAUGCGUAUCGAAUAAAAGAAAUAAGAGAAGGACGUGAAAUACGAUUGCAUGACUGUUUCGAUGAUGGUGAGACUGGGGCCAGCUCAAAAAUGCUGGAUCUGUUGGAUAAGAUGAAUGCAGAUAACGUUCUCGUAGUCGUCUCCCGAUGGUAUGGAGGUAUACACCUCGGACCUGAUCGGUUUCGACAUAUCAACAACCUUACUCGUGAGAUAGUAUCCUCUCAUGGCCUUGAUUCACGGACGACAAACAAUGAAAGCUAG